AAAAAAGUGUCCCGCUUUAUAUUAGGUGGCCUUAACUAUGUACUUACAUCAAAAAAUAAGUAGGCUACUACACAGUGUCUACACCGGACGCGAGCGGCAAAGUAACCCAUUAUAAUCAGUGAUGCUGUAGUCUGUGAACUGAUACACAGGGAAAGCGAAACUCACCUGAGUCUUAUUUUACUGACGGAUCAACGACGCAGUUUCUUAAUAUUACACGAAAGUGGGAGUAACUACUUUCGUAGUUCUUUUAAUAGAAUUUGGAUGGUAAAAUAAAGUGUACUGUUUGCUACUAUUAUCUCAGCGCGAGCAAACAUCUGCGACAUUAUGGAUUUGAUGUGGAUUAUGGAUUAAUCGCAAACGCGAGAUAUCUCCUGCAUGACGACCACAGGACAGGAUUAAAGGAAAUCCAUUACACAGCUGUUGUCAUCCUGAAGACUGUCCGCAGGUGGUUGAAGGUACUUGGUGCUUGAGGUGCUGAUAUUUCUACCACCAAUUUGAGGGCCAAACAGUGCAAAAUAGGUGUCAGUUUGUACAUCAUCUUCAUUAUUCAUUGGAUAAAAUGAAUCUAGAAUCUGUUAAUGAGCUGCUGCUGAACUCACUGAAGGGACUGGUUUCAACUGAUCUAAAGACAUUUAUUUGGCACUUAAAGAAUAAAUAUCCCUUUAUAUCAAAUCAUGAAAUGGAGAAUGCAGAUCACUUAACAACAGUUGAUAAGUUGGUGACUUGUUUUGGUCCAGAAAAAGCUGUUAAGAUCACAGUGGAAAUCCUGAGGAAGAUUAAUCAGAAUGAACUGGCUAAACAGUUGGAGAACAACCACAAGAAAGAGCCAACUGCAAAGGACAGUAAAGCGUCCCUUUAUGAUUACACAGAUUUCAGCCUUAGUCUAAAAGACAAAUUAAAACAGGAUUACAAAAAGAUAUUGGUUGGUAAUUCUGAGAGAGGUCGUCUGAAAAACCUGACAGAUAUUUACACUAAUUUAUAUGUGGUGAAGAAUGAGACUGGAGGAAUAGUGAAUGAGCACGAGGUAAGACAGAUCGAAUCGAGUCGCAACCGAUUUAAUGCCACAGACACACCAAUACAGUGCAACGACAUAUUCAAAGCCCAAAGCAGAAAAGUGCUGAUGUUGGGAAUCGCAGGUGUGGGAAAGACCAUCUCUGUCAAUAAAUUCAUCCUUGACUGGGCUGAAGGAAAAGAAAAUCAGGAUAUAGUCUUCAUAUUUCCAAUCCCAUUCCGUAGACUGAAUUUGAUCAAACGAGAAUGCAGUCUCAUGGAGCUGCUUCACAAUUGCUUUUUUAGUGGUUCUGAUAAACUUCCAUCACUUCCGGAAGGUGAUGGUAAGGUCAUGUUCAUCUUUGAUGGGCUGGAUGAAUUCCAUUUCCCAUUGAGAUUUGGUGAGAAUGAUGGAUUUACCAAUGUUGACCAAAAAACAACAGUGAGUAACAUAGUUACAAACCUGAUCGAGAGACAUCUGGUUUCCUCUGCUCUCAUCUGGAUCACAUCCAGACCAGCAGCAGCCAGUCUGAUACCCCGAGAUUACAUUGAUCUAGUGACAGAGGUGCGAGGAUUCAGCGAAGAGCAGAGAGAGGAGUACUUGAAAAAAAAUAGCAAUAGCCUCAAGGAUGCUGAAAACAUCAUCCGUCACAUCAGGAAAUACAGGAGCCUUUACAUCAUGUGCCACAUCCCUGUCUUCUGCUGGAUCUCUCUCACUGUUCUUCAGCCUCUGCUGGCUCGAGAGGGCAAUGACAAAACUCCCACCACUCUCACAGGGAUGUACACAAACUUCUUACUUUUUCAGCAACAACAGAUGAUAAAAAAAUACAGAGAUGAUCCUAAACCUCAAGUCAAUGCUAAGUCUUUUGAUCAUUUUUUUCUGAAGCUUGGCAAACUGGCCUUUAAACAAUUGGAGAAAGGAAAUCUGAUUUUCUACAAAGAAGAUCUUGAGGAAUGUGGAUUAGAUAUCAAUGAAGGGUCAGUGUACUGUGGGUUGUGCACUCAGAUCUUUCAGGAGGAAGAGGCCGUUACAGCAAGAAGCACUUACAGCUUCAUACAUCUCAGCAUCCAGGAAUUUCUUGCUGCACUAUAUGUGUUUUUUAUCAACAAAGACAAGAAAGCAAACCCAUUUCGUGAAUCCUGGAAGAAAAUGACGGUGCCUUUUAAGGGAAAUUACAUGUUUCAGCUUCAUAAGGAUGCGAUCAAAAAAGCGUUACAAAGCGAGAAUGGACACCUGGACCUUUUUCUUCGGUUCCUUCUGGGUCUCUCACUGGAGUCCAAUCAGAGUUACCUGAAGGAACUACAGCCAACACUGACACUUAAAACAGAGAAUGUCAAAGACACUGCUGACUAUAUCAAAAAGAAAAUAGAGACAGAGGAAUCAGUGGAGAAAACCAUCAAUCUCUUUCAUUGUCUGAGUGAACUGAAAGAUGACUUUGUGGAGGAAAUCCAGAAAAUUCUGAGCUCAGGAUACCUUUCAACACAGAAUCUCUCCUCUGCUCAGUGGUCAGGUCUGGUGUUUGUGCUCCUGAUGUCAGAAGAGACUCAAGAAAAGUUUGAACUGCAGAAAUACAGAAGAUCUGAUGAAGCACUGAUAAGACUGCUGCUAGUGAUCAAAAACACCAGAAGAGCACUGCUGCAUAGCUGUAAGCUCACUAGUCAGUCCUGCAAAAGUUUGUCUUCAGUUUUGCAAUCCUCAAACUCUGUCCUGAGAGAGCUGGACCUGAGUAACAAUGACCUGCAGGAUUCUGGAGUGAAGCUGCUCUCUGAUGGACUGAAGAGUACAAACUGUCAGCUGGAGAUACUGAGCCUGCAUAGCUGUAAUCUCACUUCUGAGUCUUGUGAGAGUUUUUUAUCAGCUCUAGAGUCUUCCAACUCUGUCCUGAGAGAGCUGGACCUGAGUAACAAUGACCUGCAGGAUUCUGGAGUGAAGCUUCUUUCUGAUGGACUGAAGAGUACAAGCUGCCAGCUGGAGAUACUGAGUUUGUCUGGCUGUAUGGUGACAGAGGAGGGCUGUGGCUAUGUAUCUUCAGCUCUGAGCUCAAACACCUCACACCUGAAGGAGCUGGAUCUGAGCUACAAUCGCCCAGGAGAACAAGGAGUCAAGCUGCUCUCGGAUACAUGCAGCCAUCCAAACUGCACACUGAAGAAACUAAAGCUACAGUCAUGUAAUCUCACUGGUGAGUCUUGUGAGAGUUUCUUAGCAUCUCUACAGUCUUCAAACUCUGUCCUGAGAGAGCUGGACCUGACUAACAAUGACCUGAAGGAUUCUGGAGUGAAGUUUCUUUCUGAUGGACUGAAGAGUCCAAACUGUCAGCUGGAGAUACUGAGAUUAUCUGGCUGUAUGGUGACAGAGAAAGGCUGUGGUUAUGUGUCUUCAGCUCUGAGCUCAAGUCCUUCACGUUUAAAAGAGCUGGAUCUGAGCUACAAUCACCCAGGAGAACAAGGAGUCAAGCUGCUCUCAGAUACACUCAAUCAUCCAAACUGCAAACUCAAUGUGGAUCAUGGAGGAGAGCUCGGGAUUAGAGCAGGACUACACAAAUAUGCCCGUAAUCUCACACUGGAUCCAAACACAGCAAACACUAAACUUGUUCUGUCUGAGGACAACAGAAAAGUGAAACACGUAGAACAGGACCAGCUGUAUCCUGAGCAUCCAGAGAGAUUUGAUGAGUGUCCCCAGGUUCUGUGUAGAGAGAGUCUGUCUGGACGCUGUUACUGGGAGGCUGAAUGGACUGGAUAUGCCGAUAUAUCAGUGACAUAUAAAGGAAUCGGCAGGAAAGGAGAGAGUGAUGAUUGUAGUUUUGGAUUAAAUGAAAACUCCUGGAGUCUGUUCUGCUCUGAUGACAAAUUCACUCGCUGUCACAAUGAUAAUUUAAUUGACAUAAGUGUCCCUUCAGGCUCCUCUAAGAGAGUAGGAGUGUAUGUGGACGUGUCUGCUGGAAAUCUGUCCUUCUACAGCGUCUCUGACACACACACACUCACACACUUACACACAUUCAACACUACAUUCACUGAAGCCCUCUAUGCUGGAUUUAGGUUGGUGUUUUGUGACUCCUCAGUGUCUCUUUGUCAGACUGAAAAUCCUGUGAGCAAUAAUGGAAACGUCACACACAAAUGAUUGAUAGGAAUACUCUAACUUUAUUUACAUUUUGGAAAGUGGGGGCAUAAAUGUAAAAUAAGUUUGGUGCUUAUGAGUCAUUCUGACUAGACAUAUAUUUAGUAAAGCUAACACUUAAAAGUUUACUGUUCAAGGCACAAUUAUUUAGACUGUUAUUAAUACGGAGAUAUAGCAAAAAAAAAAUAAUAAUAAUAUAUAUAUAUAUAUAUAUAUAUAUAUAUAUAUAUAUAUAUAUGUAUGUGACUGUGGUAUGUGAACAUAUUAGACUUGUGACUUCAGAUUCAUUGUUUGACCAUGUCAUGUAUUUUUAUUUUAGUGAAGGCCUAACAAAAUGCUAAUAAAAAUAUUGCUCCAUAACCUCCCCUGCACUCUGUUGUCUAAUGUCUGGCAUGUC
Onychostoma macrolepis is the source of this 4502-nucleotide messenger RNA. Its product is annotated as NACHT, LRR and PYD domains-containing protein 12-like. Lineage: Eukaryota; Metazoa; Chordata; Actinopteri; Cypriniformes; Cyprinidae. The record is from RefSeq and is a predicted model, not a curated record. Gene Ontology annotation, molecular function: protein binding. The transcript is spliced from 11 exons. The coding region runs from base 560 to 4108 and encodes 1182 amino acids.